UAAAAACUGAAAGAUGUGAAAUGUGAUCGAAAAAUAAUCAAAAUAUGGAAAUCCGUUCCUUAGCUAAAGAACGGACCUCUAUUCUUGAGAAAAAUCCUAUAUAUAUUUUAAGAUGAAUACAUGAUGCACAAAUGUCUCAUUUUUGGAUAAGAAAUUCUUUUACUUACCAUUUUUACCGAUUUAUAAUACUACAGCUAGACGCCAUUUUGAAAAGUAACUGUCUUUGAGAAAGUAGUCACCGGCGCAUCAUGUGUUAAAUGUUAGAAAAAGUCUUGGGUAGGGGCUGCCACGUGAUAGGGCAGUGCGGCCCACCAAUCAAAACUUAAAAAAAAAAAAAUUCUUGUUCCAAAACUGUCCUCAAUUUGCAAAAUAAAAUAUCCAAAACACUCCCCCUGCUAGGGGGUGAUUGGAGGGCCUCACUGCCCCACCACAUGGCAGCCCUACCUAAGACCUUCUCUAAAUGUUAACGAAAACGUGGACCUACAUGGACCAAAGUGGAAACUAGUGCACAUACACCAUAAUCUAAAUAGACAAAAAAAUGUCGUUAGACACUUAGACCUAAACUAUAUAAUUUAUGCCGAACACAGCACGAUAGAAGUUUCCUGAUGUCGUAUUAUCAUGUUGUUCAACAUGCAUCUAUAUCCAUGUUACACCACAUGUCUGAAUAGUGAUAGAAUUUAUAUAUGCCAGUUGAACAACAUGAAACAAGUUCCCUAUUUCGUGUUGAUGUGAACCUUUCCUACUGAUGUCGGCGGGCAUUCAGUCCUCAAUUUCAUGAACAUUCAUCCCAUGCAAGCAAUCAAGAGUUUAAGCAUUCAAUCGUUUUCCUUUUCACAGGUUGAUGAAAAUGCUGAAAACCCAGCAUGGAAAGCCAUUGGAUAUCAAGUAGAACAAGCUGAGAACCCGAAAAGAGUCCCAGAAGAGAGGCCUCUUCACAAGGGAAUCAUAGAAACCAUGUACCAAACUGACACUAGCCUUCCGGAUUCUCUUGCUGACAAAGGCCUCAAAGUGACACAUGACUCCAAAAACGACCUCUACAAGAUCAAAUGUGAUGUGGUAAUUGUUGGCUCUGGCUGUGGCGGAGGUGUUGCAGCAGCUGUUUUAGCAAGUUCAGGCCAGAAAGUGAUUGUUCUUGAGAAAGGGAACUACUUCACUGCGUCAGAUUACUCAUCUCUGGAAGGCCCAUCCCAGGAUCAACUGUAUGAAUCAGGAGGCAAUCUUGCAACUGUUGAUGGGAAAGUAAUGAUUCUGGCUGGAUCAACAGUUGGUGGUGGCUCUGCAGUUAACUGGUCAGCCUGCAUUAGAACACCAGAUUCUCUGCUUCAGGAAUGGGCCAAGGAUCACAAGAUUGCCUUCUUUGGGGGAUCCGAAUAAGUUUCUGCAAUGGAUGCUGUGUGUGAGAGAAUCGGGGUUACAGAGAGCUGUGUAGAGGAGGGGUUCCAAAAUCAAGUGCUGCAAAAAGGGUGUGAGAAUUUAGGCCUUGAAGUUCAUUUUGCCCCUCGCAAUUCUUCAGAGAAGCACUAUUGUGGAUCGUGCGGUCAUGGAUGUAAGAAAGGAGAGAAAAAAGGGACUGAUUCUACAUGGCUGGUGGAUGCAGUGGAUCAUGGUGCAGUGAUCUUAUCCGGUUGCAAAGCCGAGAGAUAUGUAUUGGAAAAGAGCUACAGGAGUGGAAGUAUGAGGAAGAAGAAAUGCUUGGGAGUAAUGGCAAAAAGUUUAAGUAACAACAUAACAAAGAGACUGCAAAUUGAGGCAAAAGUCACAAUUUCAGCAUGUGGAGCUCUUUUGACACCUCCCUUAAUGAUCUCUAGUGGACUAAAGAACCGGCACAUUGGUCGAAAUCUUCAUCUCCACCCUGUCCUAAUGGCCUGGGGAUACUUCCCUGACUCGAUUAAUUCAGAAUUCAAGGGUAAAAGCUAUGAGGGCGGAAUAAUCACAUCGGUCCAUGAGGUCAUCUCAGCAGACUCUAGGCCAAGAGCCAUCAUUGAAACUCCUGCAUUAGGGCCUGGAACAUUUGCUGGUUUGUGUCCCUGGGAGUCUGGACUAGACAUGAAGAAAAGGAUGCUGAGAUUUUCAAGAACUGCACAUUUGAUCACAAUAAUCCGGGAUAAGGGUUCCGGGGUUAUUAGGACAGAGGGAAGAGCAAGUUAUGUGCUUGAUGCAUCAGACAAAGAGAACAUGAAGGCUGGUUUGAGGCAGGCGCUUAGGAUUCUGAUAGCAGCAGGAGCAGUUGAAGUUGGCACUCACCGCAGUGAUGGGCUGAGACUCAAAUGUGAAGGGACUGAUAAGAAGGAAAUAGAGAAUUUUUUGGACCAAGUUUCUGCAGAUGAAGGGCCACAGUCACUGGUAGAGAAAUGGACAACCUAUUCCUCCGCUCAUCAAAUGGGGAGCUGUAGAAUGGGAAUCAAUGAAAAAGAAGGCGCAGUUGAUCAGAAUGGGGAGAGCUGGGAAGCCGAAGGCCUAUUUGUCUGUGUGUUGCCUAGUGCUGUUGGUGUCAAUCUAAUGAUCACCAUCGAAUCAACUGCUUACUUUCUCUCAAAGAGAAUAGCAGAAUCUCUAAGAAAACAACCGUUUUCCUGUGUUGGUUGAUUCCUUUUCUUAAACCACAAUCCACAAAACACCACGUGGGAGGUUCAUUUGGCAACUGAACUCUUGAUAGUGAUCUUCAUUCUAAUAUUUUAGCAGGUGCAGUAAUCAAGUAUUAUUCAGAUGGAGGUUCUGCUGUCUUCAGUCUUCAGUACAAAGUUUACCAAAAUGUACUAUAUGAAAGAAGAGCGAUAUUUAUAGAGCAACACAUAGUUUGCUUAAUUUCUUUCCCAAUGUAUGCUUCACCCUUCCACCUUAAA
Messenger RNA from Rosa rugosa (rugosa rose), 2843 nucleotides. Its product is annotated as long-chain-alcohol oxidase FAO1-like. The record is from RefSeq and is a predicted model, not a curated record. NCBI's taxonomy places the organism in Eukaryota, Viridiplantae, Streptophyta, Magnoliopsida, Rosales, Rosaceae. The transcript has a single exon. Gene Ontology annotation, molecular function: flavin adenine dinucleotide binding; long-chain-alcohol oxidase activity.